Molecule: messenger RNA, 335 nt
Organism: Bactrocera neohumeralis
Lineage: Eukaryota; Metazoa; Arthropoda; Insecta; Diptera; Tephritidae
Exons: 3
Coding region: 1-306 (101 amino acids)
Source: RefSeq, a predicted model, not a curated record
AUGUGUUCAUCUUUAUAUUUGAUAAUAAUGGAAAAGGAAGAUCAUAAUAAAGUGUUGCGCACCUCGAAGGAGCAAAUAGAGUGCUAUCUAAAUUUUGUGCGGGUUCACCCGGAGAUAAAGUUGCACAAAAACGACCCAUCGCGGCCGAAAAGAAUGGAGGAGCUUUGGGCCCUAAAAGGGGCCCACUCGGAACCCCACAAAAUGGAGAGAGAAUCUGAGCCAUUGGAAAAACCAAAUAAGGUCACGCGCAAGGACAGCCAAGGCGCACAAGCUGGUGACAGGUGGCGGUCCCAGCUUAACAAGUGAGCUCUCUGAAACAGAGCAGAGAGCGUUAG